GAAAGGAAGGGGAGUCAGGGGCUGUAGGAACCAUGGUGAGUGGAGUUAGACUGUGUGAAGAGAAGCUGAGGCUCCACUGUGACACUGGAAGCAGAGCUGAGAGCAGAGCUGGGAGCAGAGGGACCUGCAGCUGAACCUGAAAGCUCCUGAAUCAAUACCGAGACAGAAGCUUUGGAGAGAAGUCCUGCAACAAGAAAAAAAAAGAUGUCAGUGGUCUCCUCUGGACCGCAGAGGAUAGAAAGAACACACUGCACUCACACACUCCGAUAGAACCUCACAGAAGAGGCACUGUGGUUCUCUUUGGGGAAUGGUGACAAACUACUGUCUCUUAGUACAAGAUGCCUGUGAUGAAGGGCCUCCUCGCCCCACAAAACACCUUCCUGGAUAGCAUUGCGAACCACUUUGAUGGCACGCACAGUAACUUUCUACUGGGAAAUGCUCAGGGUCGCCACGGUUACCCCAUUGUGUACUGCUCUGAUGGGUUCUGCGAGCUGACCGGCUUUGUGCGGAUUGAGGUGAUGCAGAAAACCUGUACCUGCAUUUUCCUUCACGGGGUCGAGACCAAUGAAAGUGCAAUCCAGCAGCUGGACAAAGCUCUGGAGGGACAGCGGGAGUACCAGGCAGAAGUCUGCUUUUACCGGAAAAAUGGAAACCCAUUUUGGUGCCUCCUGGAUAUUGUUCCAAUUAAAAAUGAGAAAAGUGAGGUGGUGCUGUUCCUGUUAUCCUUCAAAGAUGUCAGUGAAUCGCAUGAGAAAAGCUGUCUCUACGCCCAAGGAGAAGGUACGUCGGAGGCUGCUUACCAAGGCAGGAAAAGCAACCAAUCUCACUUCUCACAAGCUCGGGAGAGAGGAAGGACAAUUCUGCACCACCUGACCAACCUGUUCACCAAGAGGGGCAACAGGAAACUGACUGAUAGUGUGUUCCAGAAGCCGUCUCUACCUGAGUACAAGGUUGCGGCCGUGAAGAAGUCACGCUUCAUCCUGCUGCACUACAGCAUCUCCAAGGCCCUGUGGGAUUGGCUCAUUCUACUGGCGACCUUCUACGUCGCUGUCACCGUGCCUUACGACGUCUGCUUUGCCAGUCAUGACCAGGACAGCGACCACCACUCGCUCAUCAAUCAAAGCACUAAAGGCAGUGACAUAGCUGUGGAGGUGCUCUUCAUACUUGAUAUUAUCCUGAAUUUCCGCACCACCUACGUGAGUCAGUCGGGACAGGUGGUGUACGACGCCCGCUCCAUCUACCUCCAUUACUGCACCACCUGGUUCUUCGUGGAUCUGAUCGCAGCUUUGCCCUUCGACCUCCUCUACGCUUUCAACAUCACUGUGACCUCGCUUGUGCAUUUGUUGAAGACGGUCCGUCUGCUGCGUCUGCUGCGCCUCUUGCAAAAAUUGGAUCGUUACUCUCAGUACAGCGCCGUGGUCCUGACCCUGCUCAUGUCUGUGUUUGCGCUGCUGGCUCACUGGAUGGCUUGUGUCUGGUACGUCAUCGGACGCAAGGAGAUAGAGAGCAGUGACCCUGUUACCUGGGACAUAGGCUGGCUUCAGGAGUUGGGAAAGCGUCUGGAGACCCCAUACAUCAACAGCACCAUGGGUGGUCCCUCCAUGCCGAGUGCCUAUAUCGCCUCUCUCUACUUCACCCUCAGCAGCCUCACCAGUGUCGGUUUUGGCAACGUCUGUGCCAAUACGGACGCAGAGAAAAUCUUCUCCAUCUGCAUCAUGCUCAUGGGUGCCCUGAUGCAUGCAGUGGUCUUCGGCAACGUGACAGCCAUCAUCCAGCGCAUGUACUCGCGGCGCUCGCUCUAUCACACCCGAAUGAAGGACCUGAAGGACUUCAUCCGUGUGCAUCGGCUACCUCAGCAGCUGAAGCAAAGGAUGCUGGAGUACUUUCAGGCCACCUGGUCGGUCAACAAUGGCAUCAACGCCAAUGAGUUGCUGCAUGACUUCCCGGACGAGCUGCGAGCUGACAUCGCCAUGCAUCUGAACAAAGACAUCCUGCAGCUGCCUGUGUUUGAGCGAGCAAGCAGAGGGUGUCUGCGCUCCCUCUCCCUGCACAUCAAGACCUCCUUCUGCGCACCAGGAGAAUAUCUCAUCCGCCACGGAGAUGCCCUACAAGCCAACUAUUUCGUCUGCUCGGGUUCCCUGGAGGUUCUGAAAGACACCAUGGUCUUAGCCAUUCUGGGCAAAGGUGACCUCAUCGGGGCUGAUCUCCCGGAACGUGAUCAGGUGAUCAAGACAAACGCAGAUGUGAAGGCACUGACCUACUGCGACUUGCAGUACAUCAGUGUCAAGGCUUUGAUGGAGGUCCUCAGGCUGUACCCAGAGUACGGCAGCCGCUUCAGCUCUGACAUCCACCACAACCUCACCUACAACUUGAGAGAGGGCAGCGAAACUGAUGGAGCAGCACGGUUUCCAUGGACACCGAGAUUGUCUCAGAGUCAUGUUUCUGUGGACCACAAGCUGCCAUUUAUCAUUGAGGCAGACUAUGCAGAACACGAGGACGACAUGAGACACUCUCAGCAGAGAAGAGGGCCUCUGCUGCAGGGAAUGGGCAGCCCCGUCCAUCAGCGCUGUCUCAGCAGCCUGUUGGGGGAGGAGCUCCACCACAUCAACGCACUCCACCUCUGUCGGUCACCUGUCCAAGGCAGCAGAGGCUGCAGCCCCUCUCCUCAGGCAUUCAGAGAGAGAGAGGAGCUCUCUCUCUCCCCCUUGCCCAGUCUUACCACUGACACAGACUCGAACCAUCGGCCUGCCAAGCUGCUCAUGCCAUUCUUACCUUGUGUUAGUCCACUGGACCUUAGCCCCAGAGUCGUGGAUGGAAUUGAGGACAAUAGUCUCGCAUUUCAGUUUAAUGUCGAGCAGAGCGAAGCCAAGACUAAUUUAACAGAACGGUUACAAGUGAGUGCUAACCUGCUUUUGGAAACAGAGGAAGUGAGACAAAACAUAAGCAAGCUGAACAAAGAGGUGAAUAACUUGAACCAAGAUGUCUCCAACCUCGCCAAGGAGCUCCAUGACAUAAUGCAUUGCCUACAGUCUCAUAUGGCCAUGCUCCAUUACAACUCUCCAGGUUCUUCAUAUUCCUGUGGAAUACAGAUGGCUCCCAGUCCUAAUGUUACUGCUUCCAGUGACUGGCCGGCCCACGUCCCUUUAAACAUGGCCACUGGACUGCACCUCCAUCAUGAAGCCAUUAGCCACCCUGCCAGAAACGUGUGUGGCUGCACUGGGAUGGCCUCCCAGGGCAGAAGUCCCACCGUGCUGCACUCAUCGAGCCCCAUGUCGUCCUGUCUACACGUGUGCUGCUCUGACAGAGAAGCGGCCUCAGCUAACAGGCUGCAGAGCCAGUGUGGCCCCUACCCAACCUCCAGAACAACUCCAAACUCUCCUUACAUGACCCACUCACAUGGUCAGAGGUGUCCAUCCCUGUUGGGCCUCAGCUCUGCCUUCAGUAGCUUCCCGGUGGUUUGUCAGGCCCCACAGGUGGCCUACAAUGCCUCUGUUCCCACAAUGAGCAACACUCUUCCCAUAUGUUCCCCAGUAAAUACUGGCUACACCCAUCCUUCUCUGGGUGUUCAAACCAACUCUGACCCUACACAUAAUCAGACCAGGUCCCAGACACCCAUCCAUUCCUCUGUCACCCCCUCAAGUCAGCCACAGUAUCACACUGCUUUCAGCUCUCUCAACCCUUCAGGAGUCCACACGUCAAUAUGCACAGGCCACAUCCUGGGCCGACAGAGCUCUGUCGAUAGUUCCAGACCAAAUGAGCCAGUAGGAUCCGUCCACCACACACAGGACUUUGCAUGUUCUCUGCUGAACCAGGUAGCUGACAGGACUGACAAUGUAGAAACACAGCACAUGAGUUCUCCAGCUCUAGAAGUUCAACCACUUCUCUUAGAAAUGGAGGGAAUACAAAACCCACACUGAUGACGUCAGUAUCUUGUUGUGUUAUUGUGUGACAAUGAUAACUUUAUUGUACCUUUCAGUGUAAAGUUCCCAUUCAAUGAAUACACCCACAUGCAUGAACAACUGUUGAAAGUCUCUGUCACAACUGAAUAAAAAAAUGUCUUAAUGGUUUUUACCAUAAUAACAUUAUUUGUGAAUUUUGGUUGUGAUUACUGGUCUGCAGGAUCACAAGAUGGAUAAUGCUUUAACUAUCCACAAACAUGUAAACCUCUCUAUCUCUCUAUAGCAUUUCAUCGCAUAUGUGCAUUUGUAUUAUCAGACUCACUGCAAGACGUUAGUAUGCGUACAUGUACAGUUAAUAUUUCCACUUCUGUUAUGAUACUUUUACAAGUAGAGUAUCUGGGUCUGUCAAGCAAACUAUGGGUAUGCAGCACCACCUAGUGUUGAUAAGUGGUUGCAAAAUGAAAGGCUGAUAAUUCACUCUGAACAGAGAGGAACAAACUUGGUUAACUGGAAUAGUUGUACUUUUUACUCCAUUGCAUCUUUUAUUAUUAUUAUUAGUAGUAGUAGUCGUAGUUUGUACUAUAAACAUCGUUUUAGAUUAAUACUCACAUUAUGUGAUUAAUCACACAAUGCUUUGCUAGAGUUUAAACCAGUUGUUCCCAAAUAUUUAGAUUUGUGUCCCCCAUUAGAAUUGUUUUAAUUAUAACCAAACAAACCAAAGAGUGAUUUUCCUUUUAAUUGUCUGAUUGUUUCAUGUCCGAGGCCUAAAUUGGCAAAUAUUACGAAGUUAAAACCUUUUUCAAAAAUGUGAAAAUAUGAAGAAAAGAAUUACAGUAACUUUAUGUGGCAGAACUUUGUAUCUUCUUAUUUCAAGCCCUCAUAUUAUUUUCAGGGCCCCUCAGAUUUAUCAUGUGACCCUUUGAAGGGGCCGGCCCCUCUACGUUGGGAACAACUGAACCAAGUUACCUGAAUGUACAUAAAGUACUUAAUACUAGCUCCAACUCAAUAAAGCUACAAUAAAGAAAUGUUUAAUGGUUAGUAAUACAUCAACACUAAUGAUAUAACAUGUCAUAGAAUAAUUUAGCCUACACUAACUGGAGCCAUUUACUCAAUCACUUUAUUUUAGAUACUUUUACUUGACUUUGAGGGGUUCUUCUAAAAACAUCCUUUCAGCAUCUUCG
Hippoglossus stenolepis (Pacific halibut) is the source of this 5080-nucleotide messenger RNA. RefSeq names its product potassium voltage-gated channel, subfamily H (eag-related), member 4a (gene kcnh4a). The coding region runs from base 339 to 3917 and encodes 1192 amino acids. Gene Ontology annotation, cellular component: membrane. The record is from RefSeq and is a predicted model, not a curated record. The transcript is spliced from 16 exons. Gene Ontology annotation, molecular function: voltage-gated potassium channel activity. Lineage: Eukaryota; Metazoa; Chordata; Actinopteri; Pleuronectiformes; Pleuronectidae. Gene Ontology annotation, biological process: potassium ion transmembrane transport; regulation of membrane potential.